Fukomys damarensis (Damara mole-rat) is the source of this 1451-nucleotide messenger RNA. It is a transcript of the gene Smim29, whose product is annotated as small integral membrane protein 29. The record is from RefSeq and is a predicted model, not a curated record. The transcript has 3 exons. The coding region runs from base 840 to 1256 and encodes 138 amino acids. NCBI's taxonomy places the organism in Eukaryota, Metazoa, Chordata, Mammalia, Rodentia, Bathyergidae.
CGGCCGGCCGGAGCCCCACGGACAUGGGACAGGCAGCUAGUACCUUGCCUCCGCCGGAGAUCCUGGCGAACCUGGGUCCGGGCCCUGGCCAAGUCCGUGCCGCCGCCCAGGGUGAUCUCCGCUCUGUCCAUGAGGCUGAGCUUCUCCACCUCCGCCUGUCGACACAGGCCAGCAGGGGAGGACCUCAUCUGGAAGGCACAGACCGUGCCUCCCUGCUCGACCACACUGGCACACGAGACCGAUUGGGGUCGGGAGCUGCAGGUUGUUGUUGGUGACGCCGGGACAAGGGGACGCGGCCAGGCACGGGGCCCAGAGCCUGAGUGCAGGAGCCAGACCCGGACGGAGGCGGCCCUCCCGCCGCUCCACCUCGCCCUGGGCCGCGGUCGGUGCAGGACCCUCCUGUGCUUGCCAGUGUGCGCCCCUGGGUCGGAGGCCUAGGCAGGAGCCGCACCGAGCCUUUCUUGCUUGCUGAACCUUGCAGGCGAUUGGCCAGCAUCGGAGCUGGGCCCUACCCUGAUUUAGGGCAGGAACUGGGAAUGGACCUGGGCCCUGUCUGGUGCCCAUUUCACCCAGGAUUUGCCCAGCCCUUGGAGGGUGCCUCUGCCAGGCGUUUGACUUGGGACGGUUCUCACUGACCUCCAUCCCUGGGGAGGGACCCAAGGCUGGCUGUCCCUGCAGGCAGCGGGUAACCUCCGCUCCCCUCCCCAGGGCGCCUGGCGGAGGCCCCUCCCGAGGCAACGCUGCCAAUGCUGACCCCUCCAGCCCUGCGGCCGCCGAUGCCAUGAGUAACACCACAGUGCCCAGUGCCCCCCGGGCCAACAGCGACUCCAUGGUGGGCUAUGUGUUGGGGCCCUUCUUCCUCAUCACCCUGGUCGGGGUGGUGGUGGCUGUGGUCAUGUAUGUCCAGAAGAGAAAGCGGUGAGUGUCCCUGCCGCAUGCGAGGGGAAUGUGACGCCCCUCAGCGUUCACCUUACUUUGCCUUGCCCCGCCUCAACCAGGGAGAGGCCCUCCGUCCGCCCUUUCCCUGCCUGGGGCAGGGGAGGCCAGGCGGUCAGGUGCCUGACGCCCCCGCCCCGUCCCCCAGGGUGGACAGGCUGCGCCAUCACCUGCUUCCCAUGUACAGCUACGACCCGGCAGAGGAGCUGCACGAGGCUGAGCAGGAGCUUCUCUCGGACGUGGGAGACCCCAAGGUGGUGCAUGGCUGGCAGAGUGGCUACCAGCACAAGCGGAUGCCCUUGCUGGACGUCAAGACGUGAUCCAGGCCUCUGGGCUUGACUGCCAGAGGAUCCCUCAGCCGCUUCCCUCCCACUGCACCACCACCCUGCACCCGCAGCCUCCUUUCAAGGUGGGGGAGACAGCUCAGCUCCGCCCUCCCUUCUCCAGGGCUUUCAGCUGUUUCCAUGGUGAUGGUGCCCAGAUGUAUAGUAUUCAGAAUAUAGUAUUUUGUAAAU